UGUAAUGACAACAUUUUCUUUCAGAUGAAUUCAAGUAUCAAAAUAUCAGAGCUAAGUGGAAGAGAUCAAGUGGAGGAAGAAGACGAAGAGCAGCAGGGGAACACGCACCAAAAUGCAUAUACAGAUCUUAUGAAUAUGGCUCCCCUAAAUACUGCUAUGACUGAGCUCCUAGGACGAGGGGAGCUUCCAGUAGGGGCAAUUACGUCGGCACAUGUGGGAUCCACGGAAGAAGUUUUAGGGCUUCCCUAUAUGGAGUCAUGUGUCACACUGCCAGAAUUAGGAGGGACAGACCAUGUUGAGGUGGAGAUGAUUGAGGCAGAACCUGGUGACAAUGACGAAAAUGAAUAUGAAGACGGGCAGCAAAAUGAAUACACAAAGCUGUUGAAUAUGGAGCCAAUGAGUGCUUCUAUGUCUGAGUUUCUGGAGCAUGCUCAGCUAGGCGAAAGAUCCUCAACAGCUUCGACAUCAGCUAUUUCUGAUGAAGCGGGAAGUAUUAGGCUGACACAUAGCUUACAUCCACACAUCAUGUGA
This is a messenger RNA of Penaeus vannamei (Pacific white shrimp), 531 nucleotides long. The record is from RefSeq and is a predicted model, not a curated record. Lineage: Eukaryota; Metazoa; Arthropoda; Malacostraca; Decapoda; Penaeidae.